Molecule: messenger RNA, 2552 nt
Organism: Moneuplotes crassus
Lineage: Eukaryota; Ciliophora; Spirotrichea; Euplotida; Euplotidae
Source: the annotation of a GenBank genome assembly
CAAAAAUGGCUCUUAAACUAUCAUGCCUUAUUACAACUACAGAGUUCCAUAACCUGAAUCUGUACCACCAGGGCUACUACUACAUCAGGUACAGACUCUUCACUGAGACAGAAGGGACGAGGUACUUCGCCCAGCCUAAUAGAGUUGUGGCAAAGUUUAAACAAAGACAGCCAGAGGUUAGCACAAGUAUAAAUGGAACUAUCACAGAAAAUGAAUAUCGGACAGAGGGAUUCAAGAUAGUCUAUAUAGGAGAAUCCAUCUCUUUGAAUGAAUCUGUGACCUUUAACCAUUGUGUUAAUCUAUCUUGGGGUGUUGCAAUAGAAGACGUCUGUAUUCCUCUCUUACUUGAAGCCAGUCUUCAUUCUGUAGUCUUCCAAGAUAUCAAAGAUCCCCAGUACCCUCCUACAGCUGAUGAAUAUAAAAUAGUAAAUUCUAAGGUGUUUAGGCUGGGAGAUGUGAUGAAGGGAGUCUUUAAAUAUUGCCCAGUUCAGUUUACAGGCGAAUAUACUUCUCUUCUUGAAACUUCAGUUCAUGCUAUUGUGAGUGAUAUAGAAGUCAGUCCAGCGAAGUUGAUAAGAAUCAAUCAAAACCUUCUAGAAUGUUCAGAAAAGCAGAAUACGUCCGAAGCAAAGAACAAUGAUCCAUGGUUUAUGAUAAAUCUUGACGAGAGCAAUUUGUAUAUAUCAGAUGUUGAAGAUCCAAAGCAAAAUAUGGCUUCAAAAUAAUUCUCAGAAGAUUAAUUUUGUAGAAAGCAUCUUUCUAUCGGAUGAAAGUUGGAGACUUCAUACUGUCACUCCUGAGGAAGAAAGAGGGAUGAAUAGAUUGUUAUGGGAUGUCCUCGCUUCUCAAUUUAACACUCUUCGAAGGAUUUAUAAAGAUUUUUAUAAACAACUUGACAAGGAGACUAAACUGUCAGAACUUAAAAUCAAAGCAAAGAAGAAGAGCUACAAAGGAAGAGACCCAACCGAAGAUGGUCAAGAAAACUAUAUCAGCGAGGACGAAAAUUACGCAGGUAAGGAUCAGAAAGAAGAAAAUAAGAUCUCAAUUAAUUUCAUUCCGACCCCAAUGAUGCUCAGAAAAUCUGACAGUUAUGACUCUGAUCAAAGUAUUGAAGAAAGCUGUGAUUUUGGAAUGGAUAUCAAUGAAGACUCUCCUGAAAAUAAACGGAAAUUAAUAGGACCAAUCGCUCGUGUCAAUUCAGAUAACUUUAGUAAAGAAAUCCCCUUCUUAGAGCUUAAAGAAGGAGCCAGCAAGAAGCAAGGUGAAAGUAUUGAAGAAAUAAUAGACGAGAUGAUCAAAUCUAAAGAUUUACUAAAAUAAGGACCUUAAUACACUAUGGAGUCAAUACAAGGCCUUCUUAAGAUAUAACGCCAAGACUCAGAAGGAGCUACACACAAUCAUGAAGAAAAAGCAUUCUACUUUGUUUAAAUAAACUUGUUAAUAAAAUAGUAACUACUGAAAAAAAUGCAAGGCUUGACACAGAACUAACUAAAGAGUUUCUUAGGUCUGUUGAUGCUAAAGCGGAUGAACUUAGAGAGUUAUACACAAAUUCGUACAUUGACCAAAAAGAAAGUUCCAGAGGUUUAGUCCAUAGAAGGCACGACUACAAGAAAGAUUUUAUGCCUAUUAUCUUUGAACAAGUUAUUCCAAAAGGGUCUCUUGAGCAAGAAAGUGAAAGUAAUGAUAGCUUAGAAGAAACCAAAACUCCUUCAAGAAAGAAGGAAAAGAAACCAACAAAAGGGAAAGUUCACUAUUUCUUCCUCAUGCAUGGAUACGCAAGUAGUUCUGAUGAUAUGGAGUUCUUUGCCUCCUGCAUUCGUCAGAAAUUAGAUAAUUGUUAUGUUUAUUGAUGAUCAAAAGCGCAAGGUGAUAAUGAUGCAGGAAUUCUUGAGCUUGGAGAAAUCAUAGCUGAAGAAAUCAGAUUGGAAAUCGGAAAAGCAGUACUGAGCGGAGAUUUAGGAAAAAUAUCAUUCGUUGGUCAUUCACAAGGCGGCUUGGUUCUGAGAGCAGCUCUUCCUCAAUUAGAAUCAUUUAAAUCAUAUUUUCAUGGCUUUGUAACACUUGCAACUCCUCAUGCUGGGUAUGUUCACUCAAAGAGUAAAAUAUUAUCUGUGGGAAUUUGGGCUCUUUCCAAGGUUGGUUCAGCUCCAACGAUUCCUGAAAUCAGACUCUCAGAUAGCAGUGAGAUUGAAGAAUGAGCUUUGUACAGACUCUCUCAAUACAAGGGUCUUGAUUGGUUUAAAUAUGUAAUCCUCAGUGGUUCUUUCCAAGACCUUUACGCUCCUAUUGAAAGUGCGCUACUCCAAAUCUCGGCUCGAUCUCCCGUUUACCAACAAAUAUGCGAGAACCUUUACCAAAAUCUUAACAAGACCAAGGUAUAUCGAGCCAGUGUUCAUUUCAAGCUUGGUUCCUCAAUUGACUCAUUUAUUGGUCGGAAAGGGCACAUUCAAUUCCUUGAAAACUUCUGUCUGAUGAAGACCAUUAUUGCCAAGUAUGACUGCGUCUUCAAAGAUAUCAAGAGUUAAUAAAUACUCUUAAGAAAUUUCAACGUU